Molecule: messenger RNA, 474 nt
Organism: Cucumis melo (muskmelon)
Lineage: Eukaryota; Viridiplantae; Streptophyta; Magnoliopsida; Cucurbitales; Cucurbitaceae
Exons: 1
Coding region: 1-474 (157 amino acids)
Source: RefSeq, a predicted model, not a curated record
AUGGAAGUUAUAGCUGAUAACUCUGCUUUUGCUCCAUCUGCACAUGUAAGAAAGAAUCAUCCACCAGGUUCUAUAAGAGGUGAUCCUUCAGCUGGAAUUAUUACCAGAAAGAAAGAGAAAGUAAAUUACUCGAAGAUGAUUGCUGAUUUAUGUUAUACAUCUGCCAUUGAACCCUUAACUAUUGAUGUUGCUCUUAAAGAUGAAUAUUGGAUAAAUGCAAUGCAAGAAGAACUACUUCAAUUCAGGUGCAAUAAUUUUUGGACAUUGGUUCUCAAGCCAGAAGGAGCGAAUAUUAUAGGUACAAAAUGGAUCUUCAAAAAUAAGACUGAUGAAGCAAGGUGUGCGACAAAGAAGAAAGCUUGUUUAGUUGCUCAGGGUUAUGCUCAAGUCGAAGGGGUUGACUUUGAUGAAACCUUUGCACCUGUUGCCAGGCUUGAAGCUAUUCGCUUGUUACUCGAAAUAUCUUGUAUUUAA